AUGUAUGCAGCCGUGAAGCCCCUCUCCAGUUACUUGCGCCUGAAGACAGUGCGCAUAUACGAUCCGAUUUUCACGCUACACUCGAAGUGCACCAUCGUGAUCCUGCUGACCUGCACCUUUCUGCUGUCGGCGAAGCAGUAUUUCGGGGAGCCGAUACUGUGCAUCAGCUCCGAGAAGCACACGGAGUACGUGCAGUCCUACUGCUGGACCAUGGGCACCUACAUCCUGCCCGCCGAGGGCGAGGGUGAGAGCUCCAGCAGCUGGGACUUUGCCUUCUACUCGUCCUCCUCCGCCGCCGAGUCCUUCAAUCUGAGCAGCCUGCGCGCUUUGGUGGCCCACAAUGAGCAGUACGCCCGGAUCGUCUCGAUUGCCGAGGGCGUUGGGCCCGAAACGAGGGGCGUCACCAAGAGGAUGUAUCUUCGCUACUACCAAUGGGUCUUUAUGAUCCUGCUCUUCCAGUCGCUGCUUUUUUACUUCCCCUCCUUCCUGUGGAAGGUGUGGGAGGGCCAGCGCAUGGAGCAGCUCUGCUGCGAGGUCGGCGACGCCCUCAUCCUGGAGUCCACCUACCGCACCCGCCUCCAGAUGCUCACCAAGUACUUUCGCGCCCAGUUCGCCCCCAUCCACUGCUGCUACUCCCUGAAGUACGCCUUCUGCGAGCUGCUCAAUCUCCUCAUCAGCAUUCUGAACUUCUGGCUAAUGGACGUGGUGUUCAAUGGGUUCUGGCACAAGUACAUUCACGCCCUGGCCGCCAUACCCGUGUACGAUUGGAAUCUCUGGAACCUGAUGACGUCGCGUGUCUUCCCCAAGGUCGCCAAGUGCGAGAUGUUCGUUUACGGCCCGAGCGGCACACCGAAUGUCCUCGACAUCCUGUGCGUCCUGCCACUGAACAUCUUGAACGAGAAGAUCUUCGCCGUGCUGUACGUGUGGUUCCUGUUCAUCGCCAUGCUGGCGGCCAUCAAUAUCUGCUAUCGCCUGCUGCUCUUCUGCUGCUCCGAGCUGCGGCUGCAGCUGCUGCGCACCCACCUGCGCGGAAUGCCCAAGGCGCAUGUGCGCCAGGUGCUGGCCAACGGGGGCUACGGCGACUGGUUUGUGCUCAUGUGCGUCAGCAUCAACGUGAAUCCCUCGCUCUUCCGGGAUCUCCUCGAGCAGCUGUACGCGGAGCAGCGGCAGUCGCGCCAGCCCCUGGAGGAGCAGCCCCUGUCCACGGUGGUCAGAGAUCCUUCGGUGGCGAAAGUCGAUGGGAACCCCAUCGAUCCAAUGGCCGAUCGCCACUCGGUUGGCACGGUGAGCAGCCGUCGAGUGGAGGUGCCCACAAUGCCCACGGCCCCGACUCUCAAUUUAAUGGCGCCCAACGACGAGAUCAUCAGCAUGGAUCGCUUCUACCACGAGAGCCAGGCCUAG
Messenger RNA from Drosophila takahashii, 1401 nucleotides. It is a transcript of the gene Inx6, whose product is annotated as Innexin 6. The record is from RefSeq and is a predicted model, not a curated record. Lineage: Eukaryota; Metazoa; Arthropoda; Insecta; Diptera; Drosophilidae. Gene Ontology annotation, molecular function: gap junction channel activity. Gene Ontology annotation, cellular component: gap junction; plasma membrane. Gene Ontology annotation, biological process: phototransduction.